UGUGAUUGGUCACAGCAGGUCACAUGGUACAAGGCUGUUGUGAAUAGCCCUGUACCAUGUGAUCUCUGUGAUCAUUCACAGAUUUUACAUGUAGUAAGCAAUGAUGUCACAAGUGACAUCUUGCUUACACCUAUUCAUGUGAUCACUGAUUGGCACCUUACACAGAGGUCCUGUACAGAGAUUGGUGUUCCGCUGUGUCUUCCGGACACAGCGGACACCAGAUUGUGGUGCCGUGCGCUCCCAGGGAGC
This is a messenger RNA of Staurois parvus, 249 nucleotides long. NCBI's taxonomy places the organism in Eukaryota, Metazoa, Chordata, Amphibia, Anura, Ranidae. The record is from the annotation of a GenBank genome assembly.